AUGCCAUCCAUGUUGCGAAAAAUUGAGGUCGAGCAUGACAAUGGACUGUCGAACAAGGAGUUGUUCCUCACCAACCAUGACUUGAAGAUCGUCGAGCCGGAGCGGCGUCAGUGGAGAGCUUUCAACUUUGUCGGCUUCUGGAUUGCCGACUCGUUCAACAUCAACACAUGGAUGAUCGCUGCUUCUUCGCUUGAUGUUGGCUUGUCAUGGUGGCAAGCCUGGAUUUGUGUCUGGUAG
Molecule: messenger RNA, 237 nt
Organism: Aureobasidium musti
Lineage: Eukaryota; Fungi; Ascomycota; Dothideomycetes; Dothideales; Saccotheciaceae
Source: the annotation of a GenBank genome assembly